AUGUCUGAAUACGCACUAAAUCGCUUAAUCGAAGAGCGUAAGCAAUGGCAACAGCUACCAUUGUACGGUUUUACUGCCCGUCCAACGAAACUGAUUGAUGGCUCCGUGGACUAUAUGACUUGGGAUUGCAUCGUACCGGUCGAGAGAGGAAUGCCACCGACUUGCCUCCGCUAUUGCGUGCAGCUGAGUUUUGACAUCCACUACCCGGCAUCCAUGCCGAAGGUGCUCUUCGAGUAUCCCAUUUUGCACCCGAACGUGGACUGGAUGGGCUACAUGACUAUGCCGGACUUCAACCCGGACAUGCCGAGCACUUCGCUCAGCAUUGAGAAGAUUCUUUUGACCGUGCAGAGCAUGAUUGACAAACCGAACAUGAACGAUUUUACCAAGGAGCAGAUCGAAUACUGGUUUGCUGUCGACCCCGAUUUUUUCCAUGUUGAAAUGGAAAUGAAGGCAGUUGUGAUUGCAGAAGCUGAUUCGUCGACGCCAAACCACAAGCGGGAUGACGAGGACAUGCCGGAACAGAAGAUGAAUCAAAUAUCGGAAUCCAAAAAUAUACUGAUGACACAGAUGCAAAUCAACAAUUGA
Molecule: messenger RNA, 585 nt
Organism: Drosophila persimilis
Lineage: Eukaryota; Metazoa; Arthropoda; Insecta; Diptera; Drosophilidae
Product: SUMO-conjugating enzyme UBC9-B
Exons: 1
Coding region: 1-585 (194 amino acids)
Biological process (GO): protein sumoylation
Cellular component (GO): nucleus
Molecular function (GO): SUMO conjugating enzyme activity
Source: RefSeq, a predicted model, not a curated record